Messenger RNA from Trichomycterus rosablanca, 2032 nucleotides. RefSeq names its product MOB-like protein phocein. The transcript is spliced from 8 exons. NCBI's taxonomy places the organism in Eukaryota, Metazoa, Chordata, Actinopteri, Siluriformes, Trichomycteridae. Gene Ontology annotation, cellular component: cytoplasm. Bases 2 to 688 code for a protein of 228 amino acids. The record is from RefSeq and is a predicted model, not a curated record.
GAUGGUCAUGGCGGAGGGUACAGUAGUUCUAAGGAGGAAUCGUCCAGGAACCAAGGCUAAGGAUUUUUACAACUGGCCUGAUGAGUCCUUUGAGGAGAUGGAUAGCACUCUGGCAGUGCAGCAGUACAUCCAGCAGAACAUUCGCUCAGAUUGUGCCAACAUUGACAAGAUCCUAGAGCCUCCAGAGGGCCAGGACGAGGGUGUUUGGAAAUACGAACAUCUAAGACAGUUUUGCCUGGAAUUGAAUGGCCUUGCUGUUAAAUUGCAGGGAGAAUGCCACCCUGACACGUGUACACAAAUGACAGCUACAGAGCAAUGGAUCUUUUUAUGUGCCGCACAUAAAACUCCCAAAGAGUGUCCUGCUAUUGACUAUACGAGACACACGCUGGAUGGAGCUGCCUGUCUACUAAACAGUAACAAGUAUUUUCCCAGUCGGGUGAGCAUAAAGGAGUCAUCGGUGGCAAAGCUGGGUUCUGUCUGCCGCCGUAUUUACAGGAUAUUCUCCCAUGCCUACUUUCAUCACCGCCAGAUAUUCGACAAGUAUGAGAAUGAAACCUUCCUGUGUCACCGGUUUACUCGAUUUGUUAUGAAAUAUAAUCUGAUGUCGAAGGACAAUCUCAUUGUGCCCAUUUUGGAGGAGGAGGAGGAGGAGGUGCAGAAUGCUGGCUCUACAGAAAGUGAAGCCUGAGGACGUGACAUCGCUCAUAACAGUUACAAUAGCAAACAUGCUAACUUUAAUGAUAGUACAUUCAUUCUAGUGGGGUAGAGUUCACCUGAUCUCGUUUGCCCUUUACUAGCAUUCAUACAUCACUGACAUGGUUACUCUGCGUUCACACUAUCAAGCUACAAAUCAAUGAUGUUGAUACAGGUUGGGUUUGCUUAUGGAAGUGAUGUCAUGGCCAGUACUGUUUCUUGUGGAUGGGCAUUGUCUGCAUAAAAAAAGUGUUUACAGUGAUUUAUACACCCUGAAGUGUUGCUUAAAAUGUAUUUCAGUGACAAUAUGUUAUUUUUUUACCGUUUGCACACUGAACACUAAAUUAGACAGCUGGGUGUCAGUAGUGCAGCAGUACAUUGCACUAAACUAAUACUGCUGGGAUCCAGGAUUUGAGUCCUCCGUGGUGCUAGUUGGGUGUCCUAUGUCUGAGGACGGAGCUGGCCAGCGCCUGCGAUUGGUUAGAGUCCUGUCUGAGAUAUGUCGCUGCAUUGUGCCCAGUGAUUUAGGGAAAACCAGACCCACCACACCCUGACCAGGAUAAAGUGGUGGUAAAACAUGGAAAUGAAAUAAAAUAAAUUGCUAUGAUGUUUGACUGCCCACUUUAUACAAUUGGUUUGACAUUUUGUGGUAUUAUAACAUGAAGCAUCUUUGUAACAGAAUUAGAUGCUUCAAAUCAAAAUGUUGCAUUACAAUUUAGGAUUGCAGCUCAGUGUUGCUAAUACUUAGAAAACUGCCUGUGGCUUGCUUGUGUGAACAUAGGGUUAUAAUUCCUUAGCUCAGUACUUUGAUUUAUGUCCUUUUGCUAACUCAUCACAUAAAGUACCUCACCUGUAUAAAUACCUUCUAAACACCAUUUUACUCACAUUGUGCCCAUCCAAAAUGGUCAGCUCAUGAACCCCUACAAAUGCCAAACUCAUACGUAGGUUUGCACAUAGAUGUCAAAAUAUAUCUUUUUACUUAGGAACGACAUAAAGAGCUUCACAAAAUCAGCUGGCUGAUAAACACACACACACACACACACCCACACACACCCUGUCCUGUCAUCAGUAGAUUUAUUGCAACACUACGUGAACGUUAGAGUGUGGUGAUGGAAUUUUUAUCAUAGGGUUUACCACAUCUGUGCUGUAUGUGAGCUAAAUAAUUAUACUUUUUAUCUUUUUAACCUCACAGCUUAGUUUUAUGUGUUUUUCUUUUCCUUUGGUUAAGUUAUUGCUUCUGUUACUAAAGACAUUUUAUGAGAUUCAUAACUAUGGUCAUUCUGUCUGUUUUUAUUACUGUUGGGUUUUUACACAAAUUUUAUUUGUAUGUAAGCAAAUA